Messenger RNA from Gadus macrocephalus (Pacific cod), 3492 nucleotides. RefSeq names its product homeobox A4a (gene hoxa4a). The transcript is spliced from 2 exons. Gene Ontology annotation, molecular function: RNA polymerase II cis-regulatory region sequence-specific DNA binding; DNA-binding transcription factor activity, RNA polymerase II-specific. The coding region runs from base 1481 to 2227 and encodes 248 amino acids. The record is from RefSeq and is a predicted model, not a curated record. Gene Ontology annotation, biological process: embryonic skeletal system morphogenesis; anterior/posterior pattern specification; regulation of transcription by RNA polymerase II. Lineage: Eukaryota; Metazoa; Chordata; Actinopteri; Gadiformes; Gadidae. Gene Ontology annotation, cellular component: nucleus.
CGUUGGUUUAUUGUCUGCCUUUUCUCUUUUCCUCUGGAUCAUUUUAUUCUCCGGAGUCUAUGAAUGCAUAUCUUCAUAUCAUAGGAAUGUAAGCAUAUUUGUUAAUAUAGAACUCUCCCUCUACGUAUUACCAUCUUCUACGGCUUCAAUCCAAAAGAUAUGUAUAAUUAAUGUAACAAUAAUAACAACCAUCAUGAUAACCAUAAUAAUAACCAUAAUAGUAAUAAUAACAGAUAUAAAAAAUAAGCACAAUACCUGUUAUUAAUUCAUACUUGGCUACCCCUUAUAUAUUAUUCAUAUUUUUAUAGAGGCCUACUAAAGCAGGCCUAAUUGCUCCAGCCUUUUGUUGCAUGAGGGUGUCUCUGCACAUUGUUUUACUCGAUUUUGGGAGAUUUCAUUCAAGGGCUUCUAUUUUGGACACUAAUUACUUGCAGGAAAAGUUGUGGUGCUAAGGCGUCAGGUCAUCCACUUGUUAUAUUAUUGUGCAGUGUAAAUCCCACUAUCUAUCUUACUAUCGAAGGACCAGGGGGCUCGCACGAGGGCAGCUUGUGUGCUGCUACAUGCACUUGUUCAUCCAAGGGAAAAACACAAAACGGUACAACGUUUUGGAUUUGGUAAAAAAAAUAUUUUAUCUCAGAAAGAUAUUUGAUUAUGGUUGCAGUGCGUAUAGGUCCAUUGCUCUGUAAUAAAUGUUAAAACUGAGGAGGAAAAAUCGAGUUAUCUUUAUUUUUGGUAGGAGAAAUGGUUUAUUAAUGACGUAAUGCGUAAACCUCUUAGAUUGAUGUUGCCUGAGCAACAUUGUGUUUAAAGUCAAGCUCACGAGAAGAGUAGGGAGUCAAAGGUUUCUUAAUAUCGUUAUAUAAAACCAGCUGCACGUAGAGAGUCUCUCUUUCUCUGUCUCUUUCAGAUCAGUAAAACAUAUCUGUUUUUUUAUCCUUUUAUUUUGUUAUUUUUAAUAACGUGACAACGUCCUAAAAUGACUGUCUCUUUCUGUUCUGGUGUCAGUAAACAGCCUCGUGUGUAGAGCUGUGCACUAAGACGCACGCUAACCUAAAAUUCAUUUAAUGUUCCAUCAGAGAUAUUCUUUUGUUUGUGAAGAAGUACAUUCCCAUCCAUAACUUUGCUUUCACAUACAGCGGGAUGCUGGAUUUUCUCGGAUAUAGGACUAAAUCGAGGUCGGCGGACACUGCCCCUACUUUGGUCCAUGCAGUAAACAAGUCGCUUGAUUGAAUUUUCUUUAUAUACUGUGAUUUAAUAAGGAAAACACAAACGUAAGCUAGUCCGAGCAAUUUUCGUUGUGCAAAAUGCCAUGCUUUCCAUUGGUUCCUGUUUACAUGAUGCCCACAGGAGACACCGUGAUUGGUGGUGCUUUACACGUGACCAGACAACUUUGUACAUUUGACAGGGAGUAGGAGGGUUUUGUGGAGAUCAGAAAAACGACAGCGCGAUAAAAAUUAGUAUUGUUGCACUUCACAAAUUAAUGACCAUGAGUUCCUAUUUGAUAAACUCGAACUAUAUCGAACCAUCCUUUCCUCCAUGCGACGAAUACCAACAAAGCGGAUACAUCCCCACGCCCGGGGAUUACUACGAACGGCAAAAAGAUACAGGUUUUCCCCAUCACGACGAUGCAUCCUAUCCGAGGUCAAACUACACAGAUCCGAGCUACGAUUACGGCAAUGUCCCCACCAACGGACUGGACGAUUUCAGCGACGGGCAUCACGCACAGCCGCAGCCCGUCCCCCAGAGCCACGGUACUCGCCUCAACACGGUUCCCGAGAGCGGCGCAGGGACGAACACCAGCAAAGACUGCAGCCUUGCAAAUGAGCCAUAUCCCGGUGUACCAAAGGGCAAGGAACCGGUGGUCUAUCCAUGGAUGAAAAAGGUCCACGUUAGUAACGUCAGUGCCAGUUACAACGGAGGAGUGCCCAAGAGAUCCCGCACCGCCUACACUCGCCAGCAGGCUCUUGAGUUAGAGAAAGAAUUCCACUUCAACCGUUAUCUGACCCGACGCAGGCGGGUGGAGAUCGCGCACACCAUGUGUCUAUCCGAACGCCAGGUGAAGAUUUGGUUCCAGAACCGACGAAUGAAGUGGAAGAAGGACCACAAGCUGCCCAACACAAAGAUCCGCUCCUCCAACACAGCCUCGACUUCAGUCUCUGGUGCCCAGCCGCAGCAGAUCAAAACAGGCCAACAGCUCGUGCCUACACCGUGCGCCGCCAGUCUAUAGUGCGUGAACCGCAGCAAACCCACACCACAACACAGACUGAGAAUGCAAAUUACAAAAGUGGAAAUUUUUGUGGACCGACUUUCCGGUGUGUUACACAUGUUGUAAUCCCCCCCCCCCUUUUUCCCAAACUUCUGCCAUUGGGUUUUACAAGUCCAUCGUUCCUUGAAAACCACCUCUGCUCCUCGUUUGUCCUCGUCAUAUAAGCUUGAAAUUCACCUCUAAUCACCCAAGACGGCAACUGAAGUGUACAUGUAUUUGUUUAAUUUUAUGAUACAAAAAAGGGGAACGCACGUUCAAAGCAAGGACUUGGGUUAAUAUACAGGUUAAAUGAAGUGAGGCAAACGUAAGUCAUUUUUUAUCAGUAUUAUCAUUUUUUGUAUUGCUCAUGGAAAAGUCUAAUAUACUUGAAAGAUAUAUAGCAAAUCUCUAGGUCAUGCAGAGUAACAUUGUAGUUUUUUUUCUGUGUGUGUAAGAGAGUGUGAGUGAGAGUCAAGGAUAGAUAGUGUGUGUGUGUGUGUGUGUGUGUGUGUGUGUGUGUGUGUGUGUGUGUGUGUGUGUGUGUGUGUGUGUGUGUGUGGUGUCUGUCUGUCUGUCUGUCUGUCUGUCUGUCUGUCUGUCUGUCUGUCUGUCUGUCUGUCUGUCUGUCUCUGUGUGUGUGUGUGUGUGUGUGUGUGUGUGUGUGUGUGUGUGUGUGUGUGUGUGUGUGUGUGUGUGUGUGUGUGUGUGUGUGUGUGUGUGUGUGUGUGUGGAUGUGUGUGUGUGUGUGAGAGACAGAGAGCGAGACAGAGUGUGUUGGUUUACUGUUGAAUGUAGCCCAGGUGACUUUUGCAUCUGAUGUAUAUAGACAAAUCACUAAGAAGGCACAAUGAAAAUAACAUUUUGUCUUUAGAAUUAUGUUUGUCGUUCUAGUUAAGUCGUGAUAGUGUACCACAUGUCGUGCUGUGUUCUAAACUGUGAAUAUCUGUAUGUUCUGUCGAAAUAAUUGUCGUUGUAAUGUAGGCUAAAUAGCUGUUCUUGUGAAAUAAAUAUAUUCUUCACUGAAUGAUAUGGCUUGAAAAAUCUGCAUAUAGAAAUGGCGCACAUCGAAAUGCUGAAUAAUUAUACACGGGCCAAUUGCAUAGGAUAAUAUAUUUUUUCGUAUUGUUUUUUAUUUAGUAUUAGGGCAUCGUCCGUCCGUUUCGUCACCUUCGUUGUUUUGAGUAGUCAGUUUGUGAUUUUUUGUAAGGUUAUUAAAAAAAGCAAUUGAUAUUAUUUGCUAUUUUAAA